Molecule: messenger RNA, 1416 nt
Organism: Neogale vison (American mink)
Lineage: Eukaryota; Metazoa; Chordata; Mammalia; Carnivora; Mustelidae
Gene: PNLIP
Product: pancreatic lipase
Exons: 13
Coding region: 1-1416 (471 amino acids)
Biological process (GO): lipid metabolic process
Molecular function (GO): triacylglycerol lipase activity; protein binding
Source: RefSeq, a predicted model, not a curated record
AUGCUGCUAAUCUGGACACUAUCACUGCUGCUGGGAGCAGUAGUAGGAAAAGAAGUCUGCUUCCCAAGACUUGGCUGCUUUAGUGAUGACGCCCCAUGGGCAGGAAUUGUGGAAAGACCCCUCAAAAUACUGCCUUGGGCUCCAAAAGAUGUCAAUACUCGCUUCCUCCUGUAUACUAAUGAGAACCCGAAUAACUUUCAAGUAAGAGAACUCACUGAACUUGCUGCAGAUCCAUCAACUAUCACAAACUCCAACUUCAAAACAGAUAGAAAAACCCGCUUUAUUAUUCACGGAUUCAUAGACAAGGGAGAAGAAAACUGGUUAUCCAAUCUAUGCAAGAACCUGUUCAAAGUGGAAAGUUUGAACUGCAUCUGUGUAGACUGGAAAAGUGGCUCCCGCACUGGUUACACGCAGGCCUCCCAGAACAUCCGGAUUGUGGGGGCAGAAGUGGCUUAUUUUGUUGAAGUUCUUCAGUCAGCGUUUGGGUACUCACCUUCCAAUGUCCACAUCAUUGGCCACAGCCUAGGCUCUCAUGCAGCUGGAGAGGCGGGAAGGAGGACCAACGGGACUGUUGGACGAAUCACAGGGUUGGACCCAGCUGAGCCUUGCUUUGAGGGCACGCCUGAACUAGUCCGACUAGACCCCAGUGAUGCCCAGUUUGUGGAUGUAAUUCACACAGAUGGUGCCCCUAUAAUCCCCAACAUGGGUUUCGGAAUGAGUCAAACUGCAGGCCACCUAGAUUUCUUUCCAAAUGGAGGAAAAGACAUGCCCGGAUGUCAGAAGAACAUUCUCUCUCAGAUUGUUGACAUAGAUGGGAUCUGGGAAGGAACUCGUGACUUUGUGGCCUGUAAUCACUUAAGAAGCUACAAAUAUUACUCUGAUAGCAUCCUCAACCCUGAUGGCUUUGCUGGAUUCCCUUGUGCCUCUUACAGCGUUUUCACUGCAAACAAGUGCUUCCCCUGCCCAAGCGGAGGCUGCCCGCAGAUGGGUCAUUACGCUGACAGAUUUCCUGGAAAAACAAAUGGAGUGAACCAGAUAUUUUAUCUAAACACUGGUGAUGCCAUUAGUUUUGCUCGAUGGAGGUAUAAGGUGGCCGUGACAUUGUCUGGGAAGAAGGUUACGGGACACGUGCUAGUUUCUUUGUUUGGAAAUAAAGGAAAUUCUAAACAGUAUGAAAUUUUCAAGGGUACUCUCGAGCCAGACAGCACUCACUCCAAUGAAUUUGACUCUGAUGUGGACGUUGGAGAUUUGCAGAAGGUUAAAUUUGUUUGGUACAACAGGGUGAUCAACCCAACUCUACCCAGAGUGGGAGCGUCCAAGAUCAUGGUGGAAAGAAACGAUGGAAAAACUGUGUUCAACUUCUGUAGUCAAGAAACAGUGAGGGAAGAUAUUCUGCUCACUCUUACCCCGUGUUAA